Teleopsis dalmanni is the source of this 2746-nucleotide messenger RNA. Its product is annotated as C-mannosyltransferase dpy-19 homolog. The record is from RefSeq and is a predicted model, not a curated record. Gene Ontology annotation, cellular component: nuclear inner membrane. The coding region runs from base 157 to 2724 and encodes 855 amino acids. The transcript has 9 exons. Gene Ontology annotation, molecular function: mannosyltransferase activity. Lineage: Eukaryota; Metazoa; Arthropoda; Insecta; Diptera; Diopsidae.
UUUGUGUAUGACCGCUAACUGAAAAAUAUUUUAGGAUUGUGCAAAUCAGUUUGUAAAAUAAUUACAAUUUAUACACACGUUUAAGUGCCAAAUAAUAGUAGAUAAUGAUAUGUAUUUAAUUUAAGCACGAAAAAAAUCAGUUUUCUUUACAUCAAAAUGAGGGAUUCCUUCCUGUUGCUGAUGGCGCAUUCGCUUAUCGGCACUGGCUUCUUUUUUCUGUAUGUGCAUCAUUUACGCUCAAUUUAUGAGUCUCGUACGAGUAUUGCACAUAUGACCCAACUGGAGCGUGAAGCUAUGCUACGACAGGAAGAUGCACUUUAUUUUUCAUUUUAUAAAACAUUAGUAUCGGAACCGAAUUUUAUGAACGGUAUUGAAAAAUUAAAAAAUGUAACUGAUAUUGAGCACCCACACCACGUUAAUGUGCUUCAAAGAUUCUAUGUAUUGCCAGAAGUGACAAUUGCGUUCUUAUAUAGAUACAGUGGUUAUCAGAGAUUCUCCAUGUUGACUUGUUGGCGUUCAGGUGAUAUGAGCAUGACAGGCGAAAGAUGUGAUGGAUUUGCACAAGCCAUGCAAUUUUACUUGGAAUUUGUUUGGUUAUUGGGAGGCUUAACGUUGGUUGUUAUUUACUUAUAUAGCACGUUGUUAAGUGAGAAUGUUUUUGGUGGCAUUUAUGCUGUUGUUUCCUACAUAAUGUUCCAUAGUUAUGCAUCGAAAAUAUAUGAAAGACCAAUGGCACGGGAAAAUUUUGCAUUUCCUUUUAUUUUACUACAAAUGUUUUAUCUAAGCGUGUGCAUUCAAAAAGUUUUUAAGCAGAAAGAAUAUCAAUUUAGCACUUUUGCGAUGUUGAAACUGACGUUGCUUACGGGAAUAUCACUUUUAUGUUGGCAAUUUUCCUCUAUUAUAUUUGCUACACAAAUUAUUAUAAUGAUGACACCAUGGAGUUUUAGUUCUAUCGACAAUUCUGUAUCUUGUUCUUUUACAUUUUUUUAUGCGCUCUCACAACUUUUUGGCAACGUUUUAGCCUAUUACUAUUCCAGUUAUAGUUCGAAAUUUAUUUAUAGUUGGCAGAUUGGACCUGCAAUUAGUUUACUAAUAAUCAGUCUUACAAGAGCACGACAAGAGGAUGUGUCAUUUUCACUUAAAAGUAUUGGAAUGGGUAUAUUAUUAGCAUUCAGUGGACAAGGUACUACAAUAAAUAUAUUGGAAAAAGCCGGCAUCUCACGUUCUAUUGACAACACAUAUGCCAUAUAUCGUGAUCUUAUACUAAACUGGCUUCUUCAAGCCAAAGUCAAUUUUUCCACAAGUCUUGCUGCUUGCAAUCCUGAUUUGAAACGCAUGGAUUGGCUCGAUUUAUGGGAAUUAGUUAAAACACUUAUUGUAAAACCAUAUUGUCUUUAUGGUGUAGUAAUGCUAGCCAAAUUCUUUCGUAAAUGGCGCAAAAAGAAUGAACAAAAAACUCCGAGUAACGAUCAUGUAGAACGAGCCAAGAAUUAUGUGCUUGAAGAUUUUUUGGAAGAAAAUCAUAUAUCGAUGAAUGACAUGACCAACAAAGCAACGGAAAAUGAUCUCAAUGAAUGCUUUAAAUUGUUAGAAGAAUGUGAUUUUGAUUACGAACGUUAUAAAAUUAAAAAAUCUGAAAUAAAUAAUAAACAAAGUGAUGAGCAUAUAGAGUUUAUGAAUGAUAUUAAGAAGCUCAGGGAACAAAUACAUGAACUGCAGGAUAAGGAGCAGAAGACAAAGCAAUUGACUGCACAGCCAAUAACUGUGGACAAACAAACUUCUACCACCUCAGAUACGAAACCAAAACCGUCCAAAAAUGUCAAAACACAAACAAAUCUCACUGGUAGUUGUAGUACAAAACGUGUAAAAUCAAAUAAAAAUACUGCUAAACGUUCUAGUACGAGUAAUAGAUCACCGAAUCGUGUAGAUAUGCGAGAAGUUGAUGGCAAUACAACUACUGGUGCAGCUAUUAUACAAAAUGACUUUUUAAGCUUUCACUAUGUAUAUAGCUUCGUACAAAUGAUCGUCUUCACCUUAAUUGGUUUAAGCAUUAAGAAACUAUUUUUCCUAUGUUUUACUCAAGGUUGUGUUAUAACCCCAACAAUAUGUUCCAAAUUUUGGUAUCGAAAGCAAAGAAACAUAUUUUGGACUGUCUCAUUGGCGGUAUUUCUGACAAGUUUACUUGAUCCAGGCUUAGUGAAUGUUCGUGAAGAAUAUUUCCCGAAACGCGUAACAAAUUCCAACGAUGACGUCGAAACUAUGUUAGAAUGGAUUAAAUUGAAUACAGAACGAACAGCUGUAUUCGCUGGACCUGUUGAUAUUAUUGGAACAGUAUACUUGACAACGAAACGACCUAUUGUUAACCAUGCACAUUUAGAAAUGCGACAAAUAAGCGAUCGAACAGAACACGUUUACUCUAUAUUUAGUCGGCAACAAUCAUCGGAUAUUUAUAAUCAAUGCUCUCAAUUAAAAAUACAAUACGUAAUAAUAACUUUAAAAGAUUGCACAAAUGAAAUUAGAGAUGAUUGUGAUAUAUUAUCACUUUGGGACGAUAUGCAGCCGGCAUAUCGUAAAUAUCCACAGUUUUGUUCAGAAUUAAUAAAUAAAAAUGUUCCGAGCUUCCUGAAGGUAUUCUCCAACAAUCAUUAUGCCAUCAUAAAAAUGUUCUCGCAAAGUGUACAAAUAAAUCUAAAAUACAGUAGAAUGCCAGAGAAGUCUAUUUGAGAUUCAAUCAAUUAGAUAUAUA